Molecule: messenger RNA, 4373 nt
Organism: Larimichthys crocea (large yellow croaker)
Lineage: Eukaryota; Metazoa; Chordata; Actinopteri; Sciaenidae
Gene: smyd2a
Product: SET and MYND domain containing 2a
Exons: 12
Coding region: 330-1637 (435 amino acids)
Cellular component (GO): nucleus
Molecular function (GO): protein binding
Source: RefSeq, a predicted model, not a curated record
AGGAUAAGUAAGGGAAGUAUAAUGCACAAUGCAGGAAAUAGUUAUACAACAAUGUUCAGAAGACAAUCCGAGCAGGUUAAAACGGGACCAUUACAUUGUGGAGAAGACAUAGUCCAGGUGAAACCAGAUGUUGACAUCUGGAUGUUUGUUUUCUAACAUCAGGACAUGGUGAGCGUCACUGUCCAGCAGUGGGCGCUGAGAGCCGCACUACACACACCGUGGCCCGGAGAAGAAGAAGCAGCAGCAGCAGCAGCAGCAGCAGAUUAGAGGCAGACACAGGUGGUGGUCGGUGCUAGUAUCGGAACCAAGAUCCGUACACAGAAGCAACCAUGAAGAACGAAGGUAUCGAGGGGACGGAGAGAUUCCUGAGCCCGGACAGAGGCAGAGGCCUGCGGGCGGUGAGGCACUUCGCGGUGGGGGAGCUGGUGUUCGCCUGCCCGUCCUACGCCUACGUGUUGACAGUGAAUGAGAGAGGAGCGCACUGUGAGCACUGCUUCACCAGGAGAGAAGACCUUUUUAAGUGUGGCAAGUGUAAGCAAGCCUACUACUGCAAUGUUGACUGUCAGAGAGGUGACUGGCCCAUGCAUAAGCUGGAGUGUGUAGCUAUGUGUGCCUAUGGGGAAAACUGGUGUCCAUCAGAGACCGUCAGACUGGUCGCUAGAAUCAUCUUGAAACAGAGAGUCACAACAGAGCGAACUCCUUCAGAAAGGCUGCUACUGCUCAAAGAGUUUGAAGCCCAUCUAGAUAAGAUGGACAGUGAGAAGGAUGAGAUGAACCAGACAGACAUAGCAGCACUGCACCACUUCUACUCCAGACAUAUCACUGAUAUCCCCGACGACCAGGCUCUCACUGAGCUCUUUGCACAGGUUAACUGUAAUGGUUUCACCAUAGAGGAUGAGGAGCUCUCCCAUCUGGGAUCAGCUGUUUUUCCUGAUGUAGCACUGAUGAAUCACAGCUGUAGCCCCAAUGUCAUAGUGACCUAUAAAGGCACAGUGGCUGAGGUCAGAGCUGUUCAAGAGAUUAACCCUGGAGACGAGAUCUUCAACAGUUACAUCGACCUGCUCUAUCCAACAGAGGACAGGAAAGAGAGGUUGUUAGAUUCCUACUUCUUCACAUGCCAGUGUACUGAGUGCACCUCCAAGUCUAAGGAUAAAGAAAAAAUGGAGAUCAGGAAGCUGAGUUCUCCACCAGAGCCAGAGGAAAUCCGAUCUAUGGUCCGUUAUGCCAAAAAUGUAAUCGAGGAGUUCAGGAGAGCCAAACACUACAAAACCCCUAGUGAGCUGCUGGAGAUGUGUGAGCUUAGCCAGGAGAAGAUGGGAGCUAUUUUCGCAGACACAAACGUCUACAUGCUGCACAUGAUGUACCAGGCAAUGGGUGUCUGCCUCUACAUGCAGGACUGGGAUGGAGCUAUGAGCUAUGGAGAGAAGAUCAUUCAGCCAUACAGUGUUCACUACCCAGCCUACUCUCUAAAUGUGGCGUCUAUGUAUCUGAAACUGGGACGUCUGUACUUGGGGCUGGAGAAGAAGGCACAAGGAAUCAGAGCUCUGAAGAAGGCAAUUGCCAUCAUGGAGGUGGCUCAUGGGAAAGAUCACCAUUAUGUAGCGGAGGUCAAACGAGAAGUCGAGGAGCAGAAAUAAACAAGGUGUACGGGGAGCAGCAAAAGAGAUCCACUGGAUUGAGGAAUGUCUCUUAAAGCAACAAAAUUUGCAUCACAACUGCAUGCCAUGCAUCUUAUACCUCUCCGGUUUCCGUCGCCCACAUUUUGUUUUUCAAGCCUGUCUUAAGGCAGGGCUUCUUUCUUUCUUACCGUCAACACAUUCUGGCUGAGGACGACCAUGUUUUGUAUCUGCAGCUACUUCAGUUAAAAACCAACAAAUUUGUUUUAAAAUGUUUGAAAUGGAAAAAAAGCAUCUGACACACUCACAGUUCUAAUCUUGAACUUCAUUUGAAAACGUUUUCUGUGUGCUGAAACUCAUUAAAUCCAUUCAACACCCAUACUGUAAUUCAAAAAAGGAGAUCACAUCAGUGGAAAAAAGGAAAUCUUUAAUACUGCUAUGUGACGGCUACAUAAGCUCAUUUUAUGAUAUGAAAUUCUGCCCAGUUCACUUUGUUCUGUAGACACAUCAACAGACUUUGUAUUUCUCCAUUAUUUAUGUCUGUGGCGGCAGUUUAAGCUGCGCAGCUUUGCUCCAGAGCAGUUGUUCAGUGUUUUGGACUCCUGUACAAACUUGUGAGUAGUUGUUACAGUGGGCAUUACUACUUAUUCACCAAAACAUUUUAAUUCUGUCAAGUAUUCAGCAGCAGAGUUUCUGGCUUCAUUGAUUCUUAUUUAAAGGACCAGUGUGUAGGAUUUAGUGGCAUCUCGCGAUGGUGGCCACAAAACAUGUGGAAAACAUGGAACACCUUAUCUAUUUAAUGUUUAGUUUGUCUGUUAGGUGCUACUGUAGAAACGUGGCAGUUGUGUAUGACAUUGUGUAAAUAGAGCCCCCCCAAAAUCCUUACACACUGGACCUUUUUUUAAACUGUGAAAAAAAGAUGACUGACCAUGCAUCAGCUACUCUGUAGCAAUGGAGAAGAGAAGAACUAUUCCUGAAUGAAUAACCAGUGUUUUGAUUGGCUUGUCUUGCACUAUGUUUUGCUUGUUUUAAAACCGGAAAAGGUGUUGCAUGUUUUAUUGUUUUUUUUGUUUUGUUUUUUUUCCAUAUGAGGCUUGUUGACCAAAAGGGCCACGGGUUUUACUGACAAGGAACCAGCUAUAAUUCUCUAUUCACAGUCUAUCCUUAAACAGGGGUGCUGAUCUGAGACCAGUUUACCUCUUAACACAGAGUGAUGACUUUGGUGCCAUGACCUUACAGAUGAUCCUGGAUCAGAGCCUCUUUUGCUCUCAGGAAAAAGGGCGCAACACUGUAGCUUUUGUUGCCUUUUGUCAAGAGAUGCAUUAUUGUACCUUUUUAGUGUUUUCUCAGAAGCGUCACCCUGGGAAUCAAAUCACCUUGGCAUCAGUGGGCAGAAUAUUAACAUGCAGUAUAACUUGCUAGAAUAUAUAUAAAUGAUAACAAGGAGGGAAUUCAUCCUCUUCAUACACUUUUAAUUUUAUAGUAAACAACAGAAAGUGCAUCUCCCUUUAAUCUCUGCUUCAGUGCAAAAUUUGUUUUUGCACCUCGUAAGCUUAAUAGACUGGGAUGAAUCAUAAUGUAUAACAUAACCAGUAUAACAUCACUGGUAACAUUUUAGGGAAGCAUUACCUUCAGCAGACAUGGAUACAUCAUAAAAUGCGUGUCAGUGGUACAGCGAUUAAGAAAAUGCUGUUGACAAUCGUCAUAAAUGAAGGAAGUGUUGCCUCUGUAUUUUGAGGUUUAAAAUGGCCCCAAAAUCAUGAGUAGGUGGAGCAGUUACAGGUCAUGAAACUGUGUUCUCUCCAGAUUUGACUAAAUCAUGACGUAGAAAGGUCUUAAAGAAGGCUGUUUUUUAAUCUUAAGAGUAAGCAUGCAGUGUGUUAAACGAGGAUGUAAAACGUUGAAAUUAAGGCAAUGCAAAUGUCAUCACCUGGGCCUUAUUUAAAGGUGCUUGUUGCACUAAAAUUUUGUACAUUUUCUGCGACAAAAUGAUGUCAAAAUGGAAAACCCGUAAGCACAUUUUUUUUCAUUUCCUGUCUGUGGACAGUCUGCUUGCCUGCAGUCUUCACACAGUGGCACAAGUCACAGAACGAAUUAUUUUAUUCUUUUUAAUACCUGUAGCUUCUCCCUCUUCUUUACUAUGGAUGCAAUUCUAUGCACCACAUGAAUGUGGGUUACUGAGGGUUACAAAUAGCCCAUUGUUAUGAGUUACCUGUGGUCAUAUUUGUAGCAACUCCUGCAUAGGUGACUCUUUUUGUCCCCUGCAAGAAUGCAUCUCGAAGGUGCCUGCCUUACAGCUUUGCAUAGGUAAUCCAAAAGCACCAAUCAACCAGCCAUCAGUUCCACAUGUUUAUUUUUGAGUAUGUUUUUACAAAGGAGAGACACAAUGAAGAGGUUUUGUAGGCUGGUUUGCACAAACCAAAAAAACAUCUGAAACCCUUCUGUUUGCUAGAUUGGAGCAGUUCAUUUCAUUUCUGGACAGACUCUUAAGAACAUGCAUAUGAUUUGUUUUUCUGUGCUGUCAUGAAAGAUUAAAAACCUGUGGCACAAGGGUUAAAACAGUAAAAUCACACUUAUACUGCAUGUGUAAAACCAGAUGAAAGGCCACCCAGAUGAUGUUUUUCUGCUGUUUCUGUAAUGAACUUUUACAUUUUCAGGCAUGAAUGUUAUUUUAUUGGAAUGCAAACCUAAAAACUGAGCCUCUGAUUCUUUCUGUACCAUGUCAGUGGAACUCAAUAAAUGACCAUAUGGCACUUG